AUGCCUUCGUCAUUGUUUUCUGCUGGCUUUAUUGUGCAGGCAUUGGCACUACUUGCGGCCUUGCCCUAUGCUAGUGCAGGCCCUUCUGAUGAUGUUUGGUCUCUACUAUUGAGCCCCUGCCCUAGGGACUGUAGUGAAACCUCCUCACCCGCAGAAUGGGCUGUAUAUAACAGCCUAUAUCAACUAUCUACUUGCAACCAAACAACCCGCGUUGCAUUUUCCUUGUACAAUCCUUCAUCUGGUAUUCGGGCCUGUUCCACGUCCACAGGCGUCCUGCCCGUUAAGGCUGCGAUAACCGAUAUUCUUAGCAAGGAAUUUGCAGCCGAGAAAGUGACGCUCGAGAUUGGCUGGUGGGAUACUCAGACUGCUUCCAGCCCUGCAGGCGUGAGGUCUGCCGUGGAGGACGUAAGAAAGGCCCUUCUAACCUCGGAAAACAACGCAUCCACAACGGCUUUCAGCUAUUCCGGAAAUUCACUUGUUGGUUUAUAUGCUGGACAGGGAAUCUUGCACUCUGAUGUCGCCACGAUAGCGUUACAGCAUUUCUCACAGUAUCUCGAAACUCGGGAUACCAUUGGACGAGUCGUCCUGCAGUCCUGUGGCGUUAACUCCAACAAAGGACUCGGUAUUGUUGUUGACGCAACCGCUGAUCUGGCUACUGUUCAAAGAAUUAUGCGGGACUGGAAUGAGGCCAAAUGUCAGAAAGAGUUUGAUGGUAGUAAGAUCAUGUCGAAGACUGAUCUGCGGAUGAGGAUACCCACUCAUCUGGCCAACUUCACCACCGCAACCUCCAAUCAUGUCGCUCGCCGAAAUAGACAUUCUUCUCACGCUAAACAUUUACAACAUCGGCGCACGACUUGCAAUACUAUUCAAGUCGUGGGGGGCGACUCCUGUGUAUCUCUUGCAAAGGAGUGCGGUAUAACCCCUGCAAAAUUCACAUAG
This is a messenger RNA of Penicillium psychrosexuale, 939 nucleotides long. RefSeq lists its product as uncharacterized. NCBI's taxonomy places the organism in Eukaryota, Fungi, Ascomycota, Eurotiomycetes, Eurotiales, Aspergillaceae. Bases 1 to 939 code for a protein of 312 amino acids. The transcript has a single exon. The record is from RefSeq and is a predicted model, not a curated record.